ACCAUGCACUGCUGAAGGGACGGGGGCCUUAACAUUUAGAAAAAAUAUAAAAACUUUAUAAAACAUAGAAAAAAGGGAAAGAAAUAGAAAAGAAAGCAAAGAAAAAUUACUCCAUAUAAGAACAGAACUUUUCCAAUGAGAGCACUUCUGUGGACACUGCUCCGCUAUAUCAGAUAGAUGAUUUGUCCACAAGCUUGCACGUAUAAUGAACGCCCAGCUGUCGAUGGAGAACAUUGGCGAUCUGCACGGAGUGAGCCAUGAACCGGUCCACAGCGCGGCGGAUCUCAUGACCGGAGACAGCGCUCAUCACAGGAGUCAUCGGAGCAGUCUGUCAGCCCAUGCGCGCUCCAUGGGUAUGGCUUCAAUCCUGGACAGCGGCGACUAUCAUCACCACCGGCCCCCGGAGCAUCCCGGGCUCGCCACGCACCUGCACCCGGCCAUGAGCAUGGCAUGCGAGGCUCCCCCCGGGAUGAGCAUGAGCAGCACCUACACCACCCUCACUCCGCUGCAGCCUUUACCGCCCAUCUCCACCGUCUCCGACAAAUUUCCGCACCACCAUCAUCAUCAUCACCACCACCAUCACCACCCGCACCAAAGGAUCCCGGGGAACGUCAGCGGGAGCUUCACCUUGAUGAGGGACGAUAGGGGUCUGGCUCCGAUGAACAACCUCUACUCUCCCUACCACAAGGAUGUUGCCAGUAUGGGACAGAGCCUCUCGCCCCUGUCUGGAUCCGGACUGAGCGGCAUUCACAACUCGCAGCAGGGGCUGCCGCCGUACGCGCACCCCGGGGCCACCAUGCCCGCCGAGAAGAUGCUCACACCCAACGGAUUUGAGGCACAUCACCCCGCGAUGUUGGCUCGACACGGGGAGCAGCACAUGAGCGCGUCUUCGGCGAGCAUGGUGCCGAUCAACGGCAUCCACCAUCACCCGCACGCCCAUCUGAACGCCCAGGGCCACGGACAGGUGCUGGGCUCCACUCGGGAGCAAAACCACUCCUCCGUGCCCGGAUCGCAGCUCAACAACGGUAGUAGUUCAGGUCAGAUGGAAGAGGUCAAUACCAAAGAAGUGGCGCAAAGGAUCACCACUGAACUCAAAAGAUACAGCAUUCCACAGGCCAUCUUCGCCCAGAGGGUGCUGUGUCGCUCGCAAGGGACGCUUUCGGACCUGCUCCGAAACCCUAAGCCCUGGAGCAAGCUCAAGUCUGGUCGGGAAACCUUCCGUAGGAUGUGGAAAUGGUUGCAGGAGCCUGAGUUUCAGAGAAUGUCCGCGCUCAGGCUCGCAGGUGAGAGAACAAUAGCGUGCAAGCGAAAGGAGCAGGAGCACGGUAAAGGCGAGCGGGGGAACAUCUCCAAGAAGCCCCGGUUGGUCUUCACCGAUGUCCAGCGUCGGACUUUACAUGCAAUAUUCAAAGAGAACAAGCGUCCGUCCAAAGAGUUACAAAUCACCAUCUCUCAGCAGCUGGGCCUGGAGCUCGCUACCGUCAGCAACUUUUUCAUGAACGCGCGUCGACGGAGCCUCGAUAAGUGGCUGGACGACGGCAGCUCCAACUCGGCCAACUCCUCCUCCUCCAGCACUUGUACCAAAGCAUGAUGGAGUAACGGCUGCAUUGUGGGAGAAAAAAAAGAAAAAAAAACUUCGGUGGAAAAGCUUUAAACAAAGAAAACUUAACAAAAGACAAUUUUAGACAGCGUUUGCCCUUAAAACUUGUACAGUACUGAUAUUUAUAAUAUCCAAAGAAAACACCAAAGACUGCUUUGACCCGCAUUUAGGACUUCGUUCGUUUAGCCUAUGUCUGACAUUCUGCAAAAAAGAAGAAGAACUUACACUCCAAUCACUGGUCGUUCCCCACUCUUCCC
This is a messenger RNA of Danio aesculapii, 1857 nucleotides long. RefSeq names its product one cut homeobox 1 (gene onecut1). Gene Ontology annotation, biological process: regulation of transcription by RNA polymerase II. Gene Ontology annotation, molecular function: RNA polymerase II cis-regulatory region sequence-specific DNA binding; DNA-binding transcription factor activity, RNA polymerase II-specific. Bases 206 to 1591 code for a protein of 461 amino acids. The record is from RefSeq and is a predicted model, not a curated record. Lineage: Eukaryota; Metazoa; Chordata; Actinopteri; Cypriniformes; Danionidae. Gene Ontology annotation, cellular component: nucleus. The transcript is spliced from 2 exons.